This is a messenger RNA of Pyricularia grisea, 306 nucleotides long. RefSeq lists its product as uncharacterized. NCBI's taxonomy places the organism in Eukaryota, Fungi, Ascomycota, Sordariomycetes, Magnaporthales, Pyriculariaceae. The transcript has 2 exons. The record is from RefSeq and is a predicted model, not a curated record. Bases 1 to 306 code for a protein of 101 amino acids.
AUGCAACUUUCUUCCGUCUUCCUUGCCCUGGCCACCGUUAUGUCAGUCACUCAGGCAGCUUCGCUCCCCCUCACCGAGCAUGCAAGUGUUGGUGCUCUCGUCACCCGGCAGGUUGCACGCAGCGAUGGGCAGAGCAGAGUAACCAGGAGGCAGGACAACUCCGCCAAGAAAAAGAACACCGGCAAGGCCUGCACUGUGGGCAAGCAAAAGGGCAUCUGCGACAACGUUGGCUUCUGUUCGGUGUUCACUCCGCCCAACAUCAAUGAGCCUAUUAAGCAGAUCCCCUUUUGCCAGGAGCUUGCUUAA